Molecule: messenger RNA, 264 nt
Organism: Rangifer tarandus platyrhynchus (Svalbard reindeer)
Lineage: Eukaryota; Metazoa; Chordata; Mammalia; Artiodactyla; Cervidae
Source: the annotation of a GenBank genome assembly
AUGCGAAGGAAAAACCACACACACCAGCAAGAUAUUGAUGACCUCAAGCGGCAGAAUGCUCUCCUGGAGCAGCAAGUCCGUGCACUGGAGAAGGCGAGGUCGAGUGCCCAACUGCAGACCAACUACCCCUCCUCAGACAGCAGCCUCUACACCAACGCCAAGGGCAGCACCAUCUCUGCCUUCGAUGGGGGCUCGGACUCCAGCUUGGAGUCGGAGUCCGAAGAGCCCCAAAGCAGGAAGAAGCUCCGGAUGGAGGCCAGCUAA